Molecule: messenger RNA, 6407 nt
Organism: Phodopus roborovskii (desert hamster)
Lineage: Eukaryota; Metazoa; Chordata; Mammalia; Rodentia; Cricetidae
Product: zinc finger protein 26
Exons: 9
Coding region: 127-3084 (985 amino acids)
Biological process (GO): regulation of DNA-templated transcription
Source: RefSeq, a predicted model, not a curated record
AUCUGAAUCCUGCAGAUUAAAGAGAAACGAAUAUUGUCAUUUUCCACUUUGAUGCAUAAAUUUCACUGAUGUGUCCUUGGAGUCACAGAAGAAUUUGAUUACACAUUUUACCAUCAGACUCAAAACAUGGACAUUAGCAAUUUGUCCUGUGGAAGUCUGCUUUCUGGUGACCAAGUCUGCAGUCAAGCAGAAGAAACAGAGGGAGAAAGCACACUGGUUGCUUGCCUGAAAAAGUGUAAUAAGGCUGAGGAUUUUACACAAGAAGAGUGGACUACAAAGGAUCCAACUCAGAACAACAUACCUAGUGAUGUGACAGUGGAGGACAAUAAAAACCUGGCCUCUGUAGGAUGUCAGACACUUUCCAAAUCCAAUGCUUUCACUUGCUUGAAAGAAGAAUUGGUGACCACACAGAGAGGACUUCUUCAAGAAGUGGAAAAACAACGACACACCAAAGAUUUAGCACUAGAGCAGGAUUUUUUGACAAGACAUAGCUUCAUGGAGACACAGCAAGUGGAUGCAGUAACCUUUGAAGAUGUGACCGUGGACUUUACCCAGGAAGAAUGGACUUCACUGGAUCCAAUUCAGAGAAACCUCUACAGAGAUGUGAUGCUGGAGAACUACCAGAACCUGGCCACAGUAGGAGGUCAGUUAUUCAAGCCUAGCCUAAUCUCUUGGUUGGAGCAGAAAGUAGAGUUGACAGUAACAGAGCAAGAAAUUCUCCAAGAAUGGGAAAUGCACCUUAAGACAAAAGGGACAGCAGUUCAGCAGGAUGUAUUUUGGUCAAAUAUGUCAAAUGGAACACAACUGGGAAGGGAACACAAUGGAGAGGUGUUUGGUGAUUCUAUUCAAGUUGGAACAGUUAUCAGUGAAGAUUCAUGCCCCCAGAUUCACAUUAGUACUCCAAAUGCAGAGAACACUUCAGAGUGUAAUUUGUAUGGAAAAGACUUCCUGCCAUCACUUAAAGAAACUUCUACUGAAGAGAACAUUUUUCAGUUGAACCAGUAUGUAAAUCCUUUCAGUUUGACUUCAGAUGUUUUGCAGAAAAUGUCCAUUCUGGAAAAAUCCUUUGAAUGCAGUGUCUGUGGGAAAACUUUUGUUAAUCAGUUAGAACUUCAAACACAUAGUUCUGCUCAUAGUGAAAAGGAUCUCCACAAAUCAGAGCAAUGUGGGCAAGCUUUUACUCAAUCUACAAGCCAUGAUGAACAUGUUGCAAUUCCCACUGAAAAAAAAUACUAUGAAUGUAAAAAAUGUGAAAAAAUCUUUACACAUCCUAUCUAUCUUAAUAUCCAUAUGCAAAGCCACACUAUGGAGAAACCCUACGACUGUAAGGAAUGUGGGAAAGCCUUCACUGAGCGCUCAAGCUUAAUUGUACAUUUACGACAACACACUCGAGAGAAGUCUUAUGAGUGCAAGGAAUGUGGGAAAACCUUUAUUCAACCCUCACGCCUUACAGAACAUAUGAGAAGUCAUACAGGAGAGAAACCAUAUCAGUGUGACCAGUGUGGGAAUGCCUUUGCAUCUUCUUCUUACCUUACUACACAUUUGAGAACUCAUACUGGAGAGAAGCCCUUUGAGUGUAACAUGUGUGGGAAGGCUUUUACACGUUCCUCUUACCUGCUAGGUCACAUACGAACUCACACGGGAGAAAAACCCUAUGAAUGUAAAGUAUGUGGGAAAGCGUUCAGUGGCCGUUCUUGGCUUACUAUACACUUACGAAAACAUACUGGAGAGAGGCCCUAUCCAUGUACAGAAUGUGAGAAAGCCUUCACCAGCUUUGCUCAACUAACUGAACAUAUAAAAACUCACACAGGUGAGAAGCCCUUUCGGUGUAAGGUAUGUGCAAGGACCUUUAGAAAUUCCUCAUGCCUUAAGACCCACUUUCGAAUUCACACUGGAAUAAAACCAUAUAAAUGUAAUUUCUGUGGGAAAGACUUCACUGCACGUUCAGGCCUUACUAAGCAUGUGCUAAUUCACAAUGGUGAGAAGCCCUAUGAGUGUAAGGAAUGUGGGAAAGCCUUCAGUACAUCCUCUGGCCUUGUUGAACAUAUAAGAAUUCAUACAGGAGAGAAGCCCUUUGAAUGUUAUCAGUGUGGGAAAGCCUUGGCUCAUUCCUCAUCUCUUGUUGGACAUUUAAGAACUCACACUGGAGAAAAACCCUUUGAGUGUAACCAGUGUGAUAAAACAUUUACACGAUCUUCUUAUCUUCGUAUUCAUAUGCGAACUCACACAGGAGAGAAACCAUAUGAAUGUAAAGAGUGUGGGAAAACUUUCCCUGAGCGCUCAUGCCUUACUAAACAUAUAAGAACACAUACUGGUGAAAGGCCCUAUGAAUGUAAGGAAUGUGGGAAAGGCUUUAUUAGUUUUGCUCAACUUACUGUACACAUAAAAACUCACAGUUCCGAAAGACCUUUUCAGUGUAAGGUGUGCACAAAAUCCUUUAGAAACUCCUCAUCCCUUGAGACCCACUUUCGAAUUCACACUGGAGUAAAACCCUAUAAAUGCACUUACUGUGGGAAAGACUUCACUGCUCGUUCAGGCCUUACUAUACAUUUACGAAAUCAUACUGGGGAGAAGUCCUAUGCAUGCCAAGAAUGUGGAAAAGCCUUUAGCACUUCCUCAGGCCUUAUUGCACAUAUAAGAAGUCACAAAGGAGAGAAACCCUUUGAAUGUGACCACUGUGGGAAAGCCUUUGCUUCUUCUUCUUAUCUUAAUGUGCAUUUGAAAAUUCACACUGGAGAAAAGCCCUUUCAGUGUACAGUAUGUGGGAAAACAUUUACAUGUUCUUCUUACCUUCCCGUUCACAUGCGAACUCACACUGGAGAGAAGCCUUUUCAGUGUAUAAUAUGUGGAAAGUCAUUUUUAUGGUCCUCAUACCUUCGAGUUCACAUGCGAAUUCACACUGGAGAGAAACCCUAUGUAUGUCAGUACUGUGGAAAAGCCUUUACAGAGCACUCAGGCCUUAAUAAACAUUUACGGAAACAUACAGGAGAGAAACCGUAUGAAUAUAAGGAGUGUGGGGAAGCCUUCACUACUUCUGCUGAUGCUAAAGAACAUGAAAAUCCCCAUUGGGGGGAAGACCUUUGAAUGUAAGGAAUUCAGAAAAUUGUUUUGGAAGCCCUUGAUCCAUCCUUUGCAAUCAGAAUUCAGUCUAUACAAGUCUUAUUAAUAUAAUAAGCAAUGUAUAUAAGCAUUCAGUUGUCACUACUGUAAAACCAACUCAGUCUAAGGAUGCUCUGAGUUUAAGGAUCAUGGGAGAGAUCAAAAUCUCAUAAUACAUGAACUCAAUCAAGAUUUGUAGUAUAGGAAAUGAAAAACUUUCAUGUUUCCAUAUGUGUUGAUGGCAGACAUGUAGAAAUGUCAUAUAUUUAAAUUUCUCUGUUCACUUGUGAUCAUACAGUUGAGAAAAAUCUUACGAAGUUUAGUAAAUAACCUUUAUGUAAGAUUUCAUGUGUUUAUAGACUGAACACAAACUUUAUGUGUAAUAGGGGAUUUGCUUCAAUGUCUUGAAGUUUUGGAUGGCAACACAUGGAUUUCCUGGGUGCUUCUAGAUGAACUUUUAAUAUUUCUAUAUUUGUGUAUUUUUUAUGACUUCAAUUAUAAAUUUCUAAAUUCUAUUAAUAGGUUUUCUUUUUUAAAAUAUUCUUGUUUGAUAUAAUUGAAAACUGUUGUUUCUAUUGAGUGUCUAGUACAUGUCCCAUUUUGGCAGUUGUGAACUAAUGAACAUAAACUCUCAUUUACUCACCACUUGGAAUUAGUUGUGCCAUGUACCCCUCUGCACUGUGUGCUCUCCUCCCCUUUGUCUUUUUUUUUUUUUUUAGUAUUCUCACUUUGUGACCUAGACUAAUAUGAAAAUCAUGUAGCCUAGAUUGGUCUCCAGCUCAUGGCAGUCCAGGCUCAGUCUCCAGAGUGCUGAGAUUGCAGGUAUGAAGCAUCAUACCUGGCUCUUUCCAUUGUUUUUACAUGCUUUACUAGCACUAAAAUCUCCGUGUUUUUUCAUAUUGUUCAAACAACGUCUUUGAGUUCCCAGUCUUUUGUAGCAAUUAUUCCAUUCUCUGAUUGGGGUUCAGCUUUUUUUAGACUUGUUAUAUCAUGUAGUAUCUGUAUUAACUAUAUCUUGGGUUUUUUUUAUUUUUUUGUGGCAGGGUCUUACUUUGUAGCUCAAACUGACACCAAACUUUCAACCUUUGUGCCUCAAACUUUAGUGCUGGAGUUUGAGGCAUGUCCCACCAUACCUAGAUGUUUUUUAUGACUUCUGUCAAUUUACAUUAUGUGCUGUGUUAUAGUCAAUUAUUUUGUUUUAAGAUGUUUAAUUAACCUUUGGUAUAUCUAUGGAUACUUAGUUUCCAUACCUUGGCUAUUGGGAGUAUUGCUACAUUGAAUGUUAGUGUAGCUGUCUCUUUAAAUUAAUGAUCUUAUGUUCUCAGAGUCUCCAAAGUGGGUUUGUUUAUAGUAAUGAUAGAUGUACUUUUAAUUUAGUUUGUUUGUACUAUUCUGUAAUAACUAUUGAUUAUGUUCCCAGUGAUGUACAUAGUCUUUUUAUUGCUUAUCUUUUCACUUUUUUUCUUUCUGAGGGCCAUUUUAAAAUGUAAGAUGUUAUCUUCAUAGUUUUCAUAUGCAUUUUUCUAAUUUGUAAGCCAUUUGUAUGUCUUUGAUGAAAUAUUAAUUUCAGUUAUCAAUUUUUAAAUCAAUGCCUGUGUUUUACUGUGACAUUACCUGAGUUACUAUGUUUGAGACAUAGACCCACUGUAAUAUACAUAGUUUGCAGAUACUUUUCUAUCUGCAGAUACAUGCCUUUUCAGAUUUGUUUUCUGUUCUGCUUUGAAAAAUCAGUUUGAUGUUACCCUAAUUCUUUACAUUUGUUUUUUUAUGCCUGUGCUUUUCAUGUCAGCUUCAGAAUUCUUUGCUGGUCUGUCAGGAAGCAUUCUUUUUAGAGUUGUGUUGUGUUAUAGUUUUAGAUUUUGUUUUCAGGGUUUUGUUUGUUGAAGGUGAUCUCACUAUGUUUAGAUUAGAUUAGAAGCAUGGAACUCACUGUGUAGACCAGGCUGGCCUUAAACUUGUAGCAAUAUUUCUUCCCCUGGCCUCCUGAGUGCUGAGAUUUUGGGUAUGAAUCAGCUUACCCAACUUAACUGUUUCUUUUGCUAUUAUUUAAUUUUAUUUCCUUUUUUCCUUGACCUCCGAGUUUAUAUAUGUACACACACACACACACACACACACACACACACACACACACACCCAUAAUUAAUGGUGCACGUAUUCUGCUUGCAUAUCCAUUUUGUCAGUUUGUUUAUGUUAUGAUAAUUUUGUUGAAAAUUUGGUUUUAAGCAUUUGUGUUUUGGUGCUAGGAAUGCUAGUCAUGUGCUCUAUCCUCAAGCUGUAGUUCUAAAUUCAUUGUUGAAAUUAUUUUAACUGUAUAAGGGUUUUGUUUUUGCCUUUUUUUGUUUUUGUUUUGGAGACAGGUUUUGUCUGUGUAGCUUUCAAUCUCCAGGAACUCACUCUGUGUUCCAGAUUGGCUCGAACUCACAGAGAUUCCCCCUGCCUGUGCCUCCUAAGUAUUGGGAUUAAAGGCGUGCACCAUCACCGCUGGGUUUGAGUAAGAUUUUUUUGUUGUUGUUGUUAUUUAAAUUUUUGAGAGAUAGUCUUCCUGUUUAGUUCUGGUUGACACUGACAGAUAACUGUAUUUAUUCUUAAUGUGCUGCCAUUAUGAUUUCUAUCUAAUUUAUUGACUUGUCACCAUCAGUUGAUAUAUGUUGUUAUAUGUUCCUGUACGUUUUCUGCAAUACAGUAUUUUGUUCAUUUUGUUUAUUCAGUGUAUCACAUUUAUUUAUUGCAUAAACCAUCUUUGCAUCCCACUGAUAAACUCAUUCUUGAUCACAGUUUGUGCGGUCCUUUUUAAAGUUAUUUUGUGAAGUGACCAGGAGAUUGAAAUUGUCCUAAUAGUAAGUUUUUCAUUAUUUGUUUUUGAGAUAGAGUCUUGGUUGUGUAGUUCAAGCUUGACCUUGAAUCCACUUUGUAGUGCAAACUGACCUCAAACUAAUGAUCUUCCUCCAUUAACCUCUCAUGUAUUAUGGCUUCAGUAUUGGCCCACUGUGCCUGGCUGAUAAUGUUUAGAAAGACUUUUCUGUGUUUCCAACAAGUGACUUAAUUGUUAGGGCAUAAAUAGACUGAAAAAGAGGUAAUGUUUCUUCAUUGUAAGGGUGCCAUUGUUGUAAAGAUAUGCCAGAAAUAGAGCACCCAAAUAUGUAAAGCAAAUAUUAGAAUAUAUGUAGAGAGAAAUAACAUUAUAAUGAGAGUGUAAGGCUGUUUUAGCUGAAUUGAUAAUAACAUUGAGUCUUAAAAUCUCUAAGGAAACUGUACUUGAAGUAGACUUGAGACCAAGAGAAUUUAAUAAAUCUGUACAUAACAUUCUA